GUUCUCCAAACCAGCACCCAUGUUCCUGGAUGACUCCUUUCGCAAGUGGGCUAGGAUUCGAGAGUUUGUGCCACCUUUUGGGAUCAAAGGUCAAGACAAUCUGAUCAAAGCCAUCUUGUCAGUCACCAAAGAGUACCGCCUGACUCCUGCCUUGGACAGCCUCCGCUGUCGCCGCUGCAUCAUCGUGGGCAAUGGAGGUGUCCUUGCUAACAAGUCUCUGGGAUCACGAAUUGACGAUUAUGAUAUUGUGGUCAGACUGAACUCUGCACCAGUGAAGGGCUUUGAGAAGGAUGUGGGCAGCAAAACAACACUGCGCAUCACCUACCCUGAGGGCGCCAUGCAACGGCCUGAGCAAUAUGAGCGUGACUCUCUCUUUGUCCUUGCUGGCUUCAAGUGGCAGGACUUCAAGUGGCUGAAGUAUAUCGUCUACAAGGAGAGAGUGAGUGCAUCAGAUGGCUUCUGGAAAUCUGUGGCCACUCGCGUGCCCAAGGAGCCCCCUGAGAUUCGCAUCCUCAACCCAUAUUUCAUCCAGGAGGCUGCCUUCACCCUCAUCGGGCUGCCAUUCAACAACGGCCUAAUGGGACGGGGGAACAUCCCGACCCUUGGCAGUGUGGCAGUAACCAUGGCACUACACGGCUGUGACGAAGUGGCAGUUGCAGGCUUUGGCUACGACAUGAACACGCCCAAUGCACCCCUGCACUACUAUGAAACUGUGCGCAUGGCAGCCAUCAAAGAGUCUUGGACACACAACAUCCAGCGAGAGAAAGAGUUUCUGCAGAAGCUGGUGAAAGCACGUGUCAUCACUGACCUAAGCAGUGGCAUCUGAGUGGGCCCAGCACUUGACCACAGAGGCUCAAGAGCUACCAGGAGCAAGCAGCAGCCACUUGCACAGGAGUCUUCAGACCCAGAGAAGGACAGUGCUAAGGGGUCCCAAAGGCAGUGAGGCCUUGGCAGGGCAGCCAGAGCUGUGCCUGCUCAAGGCCAGCCUCAGAGACCAGCACUCAGCCUCUCAGUCUGAGUCUGUGAAGCCAGAGGGCCAGGAGGCCACUGGCUGUGCCCAGCAGGCCCAGCAUGCAGGAGGUGGGACAUUAGGCAGCAAGACUGCUGUCGGAAUCAUUUCUCCAAUCAGUGUUUGGUGUAUUAUCAUUUUGUGAAUUGGGAUGCGGGGAGGGGGGUGAUAAUUUAUUUUUAAAUAAGGUUGGAGAUGUCAAGUUUGGUCCACUUGCUGUGCAGAAAGAUGCCCUAUAGAGGGCACAUCAGGCAGUGGUACCAGUGAGCUCCCUGGAGGGUAGGAGUGCCAUGACCAGCCUGUGCCCCACUUAGGGGACACAGGGAGGUUGAGCAACUUCUCAUGCCAGCCCCCUCCAGCUCAUGACACUGUUUGACCUUUCCUGGAGAGAAGAUGGAGUUUUUCCUACUCACCAACCCCCAGCUGCCCCAUAGGGAAACUCUAGAGCCAUUCCUUCAGAGCCAAUAAGACAGCCUCUGGGGUAAAGCACAGAGAACUUGAAAGCUCAGGAGGCAAGGCCCAAUCCAGCUUGAUAAUGGCUCCCUUCUCCAGCUGCACUGACCCGGAGGAUAGUACCCCUGCCUGGACUGACUGACUUUUCAUAUACUAUGGGUUUCCACAAUGAGACUGCCAGGUCCUUGGGUUCUGCGUUUAGCCUGGACCUGAGGAAGUAAGGCCCAAGGACUUUACCCAGGCCAUGGCAGCCAUCUCAGGCAGCCCUUAUAGAAGCAAUAAAGCUCUUCCCUGAACAUGG
Molecule: messenger RNA, 1763 nt
Organism: Castor canadensis (American beaver)
Lineage: Eukaryota; Metazoa; Chordata; Mammalia; Rodentia; Castoridae
Gene: St3gal3
Product: ST3 beta-galactoside alpha-2,3-sialyltransferase 3
Molecular function (GO): sialyltransferase activity
Source: RefSeq, a predicted model, not a curated record